Molecule: messenger RNA, 614 nt
Organism: Vitrella brassicaformis
Lineage: Eukaryota; Vitrellaceae
Source: the annotation of a GenBank genome assembly
CCACCAUCCUCUAAUAUGCAUCCCUCUCACCGCCACCACUCGGUCCGUCCCAAACGCACGACCGUGCUUUUCGGCGAGUCACUCGACCAGCUGUGCGAGUCCGUUGCACUCCUUGACGGCCUUGGUGAUGGCGUCGUCGAGCUUGCGCUGGGUGGGGGCCGACGGGGUAGAUGCGCUUGGAGUGGUGGGUGCGGCCCCACCGGUCGGUGACGUACACCUUGAACGCACGGAGACGGCGGGAAUAGCGGAUGCCAAGACCUGCACAUACAACAAUGAAGGCACACGAGAGAGAAGGUGCCGAUGGGUAUAUCUCUCUCUGCUUGUCUGCUAGACGGUGUGCAGUGCAGGACAUACCUGAGUGAAUGGUGAGCCAGGUGACGUCUGAGUGUCGGCACUCGUCGAUGCGGCAGGCCGCCUCGAGGAAGAGGGCAUUGUCGUCGAGGCGUUUGUCGCGGUCGUCGGGCACGAAGAACCUCUGCAACUCCUCGUCAAGACGCCGUGCGUCGAAGUCGGGGCUCCAUGGGGGGAUGGGAAGAUGCGUGGGACGACGGUGUUGUCGGCAACCAGAGGGUGGGCAUGUGUGUGCGGGUGGGCGAGACGAUCGUCGAUUCGAC